GCCUACUAUCUUCUCGAGGAGUUUGCUGUCCAGCAUCAAGAGAGAUAUAAUGAAUGCGAAAAUCUGAUAAACUGGAAGGCGCCAAUCCUGUGGCAAGUGGGCUUUAUGGGCGAUCGAUACUGGGAAUGGGUAAAUCUUCCAGUAGACCGACCUAUUCGAUACUUCCAAUCAGAAAUUUUAGAAAUAUUGUCGGUAACACCAUGGUAUAUCUUACCAAUUGUUUGGUUACCCAUAAUUGCAUAUUUUCUUUAUAUGGGUUGUGUAUCAAAAAUUUCGACAAAUAUUGCAAUCACGAUGCAAAAUAUUUUACCGUCAUUCGUUUUUGGAAUAUUUAUCUGGACCGUUGUGGAAUAUUUUGUUCAUCGAAAAGUAUUUCACUUUCAACCGCCGCAUAAUUCGAAGUUACUGAUUACUCUGCACUUCUUAUUCCAUGGAAGCCAUCAUAAAGCGCCAUUAGAUGAACGAAGAUUAGUAUUUCCGCCGACAUUCAGUGUAUUUGCGGCGGCAAUUAUUUGGCAACUUUAUAAGGCCGUAUUCCCGCUAACUGUAGUUUAUCUUAUCGCCGCUGGUACUAUGACGGGAUACCUGUGUUACGAUUUGAUACACUAUUACUUGCAUAAUGGUGCACCAAAAGCUGGAUCAUAUCUAUACACCAUGAAAAGAAGACACAAUUAUCAUCACUUUGUACACCAUGAUCAAGGAUUUGGAGUUACCAGUGAAUUGUGGGAUCGAUUAUUCAAAACGAGUUUAAGUUUGCGAAAAUUAAAAGAACCUUUAAAAUGGUGAAGUGACAAUGAAGAAACUGCCACAAUAUUUAUAUUUAUUGAUAUAAUAUUCAUUUGAUCAAUUUUUAUUGUAUAAAUAAUAACUUAUUUAUAAUAUAAUCACAAUUAUAAGUACAUAAUAUCUUUUACAAAUAAUUGCGCCUUGUAUAAACUUAACUUAAUAAGUCUCAGUUCCAUCGCUUUAAGUACAUAAAUCGAUAAGAGAUUCAUUAGAGUUUUAUAGCAUAUUUAAGUAAUUAAAUAGUAAGUUUUUAAGAUAAUACACUAAUAUAGAGAGUCGUAAAAUAAAAUAUUGACAAAUUUGUAUUUUGACAGCUUUGCAUUUAUAUUCACUUGAUUAAAUAAAUGUUAUACUAAAGGCUUUGGACCAGCAAAGUUGGUAUCUUAAGUACAUAACUCAUGGUAUCUAUUAUUCCAUGAUAUCCAUUUAUCCAUUUCACGCCUAAUAUCACAUACAUCCAAA
Messenger RNA from Pogonomyrmex barbatus (red harvester ant), 1248 nucleotides. It is a transcript of the gene Fa2h, whose product is annotated as Fatty acid 2-hydroxylase. Gene Ontology annotation, molecular function: fatty acid 2-hydroxylase activity; heme binding; iron ion binding. The record is from RefSeq and is a predicted model, not a curated record. Gene Ontology annotation, cellular component: endoplasmic reticulum; membrane. Gene Ontology annotation, biological process: fatty acid metabolic process; lipid biosynthetic process. Lineage: Eukaryota; Metazoa; Arthropoda; Insecta; Hymenoptera; Formicidae.